UCCCGCUAAAAGUAAACCUAUAUCAAAUGCUCAUCCAAAAUUUGAAUCAAUAGCGCCAUUUUUCGUGCAUUCACCCGACGGAGAUUGAGCUGCGAUACAAUCGACACAUCCACCGGAAACACGGGUGGGGGUAAGGAUUUGGAAGCGGAGACCAGCUUCAUAAUGUCUGCAACAAAGGCGAGCGGUAAACGAGGAGUGUUGGAAUCGGAGAAUACUAAGUCCGAUCGAAGAAAACGAAUCGCCGUGGAGGACGAUUUUGACGCCGCCAUCUCCAGUGAUAUUAAAGGCAUCAUGAGUGCUCUUCAGCAGAUCAAAGAGAAGGCGCAGAAGGACGGACAGAAAAAGAACGAAGAGACGAUUUCUAGUUUGGCUUCAGAGAUCAAAUCAAGUCUGGAUGAGCUAAAGUCAAAACUUGAGAAAGAAAGGCAAAACUUUGCUAAGAUGCUGUCAAAGAACUCAAAAGAGUGUGAGAAUUUACUGAAGAGUGAGACUGCAAAAUUUCAACAAGUUUAUGACAAGUUCUGCAAGGACAAAAACUCACAUCUGCAGGCCAUGAAAGAUAUCAUUACCAAAUAUGAAGAGGAGAAGGAGAGGCUUUUUUCACGCUACGAACAACUAAGUAAGAAGGAGAAGAGUAUUCUGUCGGAACAUGAGAAGUCAAGUGCAGAAAAAAUAGCUCAACUGGAGGAAUCCCUCAAGAAAAAGAAGCAGGAUGAUAAAACCUUCAGCAUUUUAAGGAAAACCUUGGGGUCCUUUCUUGGAAAUGCUUCAGAUGAGGACUUCCUUCCUGAGGACUGAAAGAUUUUCCCCAAGCCCUGUCUUCUUAGCAGUUGGAUUUUAACUUUCUUUAAAAAAGAAGUUUUAUAGAGCAUUUAUCUGCCAAUUAUUUUGCCCAGUAUAUCUCUCUGAGUUUUUGUAUUGUUAAGACUUUAUUAGAUACAGUCUCUCACCACAUCUUCUCCUUCCAUUGUUACUACAGGUUGAUAUUAUUAAAAGCAAGCUUAUGUGUCCUAAUUGAGCUGGGCC
Messenger RNA from Andrographis paniculata, 1026 nucleotides. RefSeq names its product protein MLP1. The record is from RefSeq and is a predicted model, not a curated record. Bases 163 to 798 code for a protein of 211 amino acids. The transcript is spliced from 8 exons. Lineage: Eukaryota; Viridiplantae; Streptophyta; Magnoliopsida; Lamiales; Acanthaceae.